Messenger RNA from Bombina bombina (fire-bellied toad), 1992 nucleotides. Its product is annotated as adhesive plaque matrix protein-like. Gene Ontology annotation, molecular function: calcium ion binding. The coding region runs from base 1 to 1992 and encodes 663 amino acids. The record is from RefSeq and is a predicted model, not a curated record. Gene Ontology annotation, biological process: negative regulation of protein sumoylation. NCBI's taxonomy places the organism in Eukaryota, Metazoa, Chordata, Amphibia, Anura, Bombinatoridae. The transcript has a single exon.
AUGUCACUGCCGCUGUGUAAAGGAAACAGACAACACACAGCAAGCUCAAAACACACAAACACCCCUUAUGCCACACUGACAGAAACAGCCACAAAAGCAUAUCAAGCUGCCCCUCACACAGAUGCCCCUCACACAGAUGCCCCUCACACAUAUGCCCCUCACACAGAUGCCCCUCACACAUAUGCCCCUCACACAUAUGCCCCUCACACAGAUGCCCCUCACACAGAUGCCUCUCACACAGAUGCCUCUCACACAGGUGCCCCUCACACAGGUGCCCCUCACACAUAUGCCCCUCACACAGAUGCCCCUCACACAGAUGCUCCUCACACAGAUGCCCCUCACACAUAUGCCCCUCACACAGAUGCCCCUCACACAGAUGCCCCUCACACAGAUGCCUCUCACACAGAUGCCCCUCACACAUAUGCCCCUCACACAGAUGCCCCUCACACAGAUGCCUCUCACACAGAUGCCCCUCACACAGAUGCCCCUCACACAUAUGCCCCUCACACAUAUGCCCCUCACACAGAUGCCUCUCACACAGAUGCCCCUCACACAUAUGCCCCUCACACAGAUGCCCCUCACACAGAUGCCCCUCACACAGAUGCCUCUCACACAGAUGCUCCUCACACAGAUGCCCCUCACACAGAUGCCUCUCACACAGAUGCAACCUCACACAUAUGCCCCUCACACAGAUGCCCCUCACACAGAUGCCUCUCACACAGAUGCCCCUCACACAGAUGCCUCUCACACAGAUGCCCCUCACACAGAUGCCCCUCACACAUAUGCCCCUCACACAUAUGCCCCUCACACAGAUGCCUCUCACACAGAUGCCCCUUAGAUGCCCCUCACACAGAUGCCUCUCACACAGAUGCCCCUCACACAGAUGCCCCUCACACAGAUGCCUCUCACACAGAUGCCCCUCACACAGAUGCCUCUCACACAGAUGCCCCUCACACAGAUGCCUCUCACACAGAUGCCCCUCACACAGAUGCCCCUCACACAGAUGCCUCUCACACAGAUGCGCCUCACACAGAUGCCCCUCACACAGAUGCCUCUCACACAGAUGCCCCUCACACAGAUGCCCCUCACACAUAUGCCCCUCACACAGAUGCCUCUCACACAGAUGCCUCUCACACAGAUGCCCCUCACACAGAUGCCCCUCACACAUAUGCCCCUCACACAUAUGCCCCUCACACAGAUGCCUCUCACACAUAUGCCCCUCACACAGAUGCCCCUCACACAUAUGCCCCUCACACAGAUGCCCCUCACACAGAUGCCCCUCACACAGAUACCCCUCACACAGAUGCCUCUCACACAGAUGCCCCUCACACAUAUGCCCCUCACACAGAUGCCCCUCACACAUAUGCUCCUCACACAUAUGCCCCUCACACAGAUGCCCCUCACACAGAUGCCUCUAACACAUAUGCUCCUCACACAUAUGCCCCUCACACAGAUGCUCCUCACACAUAUCCCUCUCACACAUAUGCCCCUCACACAUAUGCCCCUCACACAGAUGCCCCUCACACAGAUGUCCCUCACACAUAUGCCCCUCACACAUAUGCCCCUCACACAGAUGCCCCUCACACAGAUGCCCCUCACACAGAUGCCCCUCACACAUAUGCCCCUCACACAUAUGCCCCUCACACAUAUGCUCCUCACACAGAUGCCCCUCACACAGAUGCCCCUCACACAGAUGCCCCUCACACAGAUGCCCCUCACACAGAUGCCUCUCACACAGAUGCCCCUCACACAUAUGCCCCUCACACAUAUGCCCCUCACACAGAUGCCCCUCACACAGAUGCCCCUCACACAGAUGCCCCUCACACAGAUGCUCCUCACACAGAUGCCCCUCACACAGAUGCCCCUCACACAGAUGCUCCUCACACAGAUGCCCCUCACACAGAUGCCCCUCACACAAAUGCCCCUCACACAGAUGCCCCUCACACAGAUGCCUCUCACACAGAUGCCCCUCACACAUAUGCCCCUCUGUAA